Molecule: messenger RNA, 1735 nt
Organism: Elaeis guineensis (African oil palm)
Lineage: Eukaryota; Viridiplantae; Streptophyta; Magnoliopsida; Arecales; Arecaceae
Source: RefSeq, a predicted model, not a curated record
GCUACGUGAAAAGAGCCAAAGAGCCACACAUGCUCCACCUCUCCCACCCCAAGAAUCCCCCAAGCCCUAAUUCCACCCCUCUUCUCCACCCGAAGCUUCCCUCCAAAACCGAACACUAACCCUAAUCUUCUCUUUCUUCCCUCCGCAUUCUCUUCCGAGAUGGCGGGCGAGCAGUGAACUCCUCCCAGUGCUCACCCCACUGCGUACUCCUGCCGUUGGAGCAAUGUCCCUGGACGGCGCCGUGGGGAGGAGGGACGACCCGCCAGCGGGCAACGGGAGUGGAAAUGGGGCGGUGUCAGCGGCGCUGCCGACCGGCCGGCCAACUUACGGUGGCCGGCCAACUUACGGCGACCGGCGUCUCCGGCUGAACCCGAACACGGAGCACAAGCCGGAGCGGUACGACGACUUGGAGACGGAGUUCGAUGCGUCCCUCUUCAGCUCGCUGGAGAGGCACCUCCCCUCGAGCAUGCUCGAGGCGCCGCGCGACUCCAAGGUCCAGUUCAUGAAGGAGAUCAUCGCCAGGUACUUGUCCGAUGGGGAGCGAACUAGGGUUCAGAGGCACAAAGAAUACAGGCAGAAGAUAAUGUCAGCGUAUCAGCCUCUCCAUAAUGAGCUAUACAACAUGCAUCCUGCAACUUUCUUUGUGCCGUCAUUUGUCCAAGCAAUCAAUGAAAACACAGAGGAGAGUUUCAGAAGCAUAAUGUCAGAACCCUCUCCUGGAGUUUAUACAUUUGCUAUGCUUCAGCCAACUUUCUGUGGGUUGCUACUAGAUGAGGUUGAAAAUUUUGAAAGGUGGGUCAAUGCAGUUAAGUUCAAGAUAAUGAGACCAAAUACAAUGAAUAAGUAUGGUGCUGUUCUUGAUGAUUUUGGCCUGGAAGCUACACUUAACAAGCUUAUGGAAGAAUUCAUAUGUCCCAUAUCUAAAGUAUUUUUCCCUGAGGUUGGUGGAUCAACACUGGACUCGCAUCAUGGUUUUGUGGUUGAGUAUGGAAAAGACAAGGAUGUUGAGUUAGGUUUCCAUGUGGAUGACUCAGAAGUCACGCUAAACAUAUGCUUGGGCAAGCAAUUUUCUGGUGGUGAAUUAUUUUUUCGAGGCGUUCGAUGUGACAAACAUGUAAACUCAGAGACACAACCUGAGCGCCUUGUGAUAGUGAUCUUGCUUAUUCACAGGAGAUCUAUGAGUAUUCCCAUGUCCCUGGUCAAGCUGUACUUCAUCGUGGUCGUCAUCGGCAUGGUGCCCGUGCCACAACAUCCGGACAUAGGAUUAAUUUGCUUUUGUGGUGUAGAAGUUCAGUUUUCAGGGAGAUGAAGCAAUAUCAGAAGGAUUUUUCUAGCUGGUGUGGUGAGUGUCAGCGUGAAAAGAAGGAAAGGCAGCGCCACUCAGUUGCUGCUACUAAGCUGGUUGCAUUCUGACCUUGUUUCACUACCAUGCAAUUCUGAACAUAUUGUGAAACUUGAAAGAAGUGAACAGUGCAUGACUAUUAGAAUAAUAUUUUCCUUUGUUUCUCUACAACAGGCAUUCCUUCGGAGUGGAGGAUCAGUCAUCUAAGCAAUUUUUUUGUAUGUAAUUUAGUUUGGAUGGUUGUAAAAUAGCAAGCUUUCUCCUCCCUCAGAUACUAAGUGGUUGCUGUUGUAAUUCACAUUAGUUCCAUCAGCCCCUCUUUUGAGAUGGUUGUUGUUUGAAGGAUAUUUAUUUAUAAGUAACUAAUGUCAGAAUCCAGUCAUAACAUUUUAA